CUGAAAUGGUUUCUCCCUGCAUAUAAACCUCGAAGCUCGUCUCAGUAUAACAGAUUGUACUCUGCGCUACGAUAGGAUAGAACAGGAGAUACUACUAUGGACAAGAGCACUUUAGAGGAUGGACAGAUGAAUGUUGCUGUUGACUGGAAUCAGCAAUAAAAUGCUGCCUUGGAAGAAGAAUAAGUUCGACCUGAUUGAGGAAGACAAGCAGUCUAAGCAGAAGGGCUAUGCGGUGAGUCUCAACUAUUCUGCGCUCACAUCCUUCGCCAAGUCCUGCCCCGAGAGCGCGCUCAACAGGGUGGGCAGCAUGUUCAAGUCAAAGAGGAAAAAGGUGAAGAUCACAAGCGAGGACCCCACGUACACGGUGCUCUACUUGGGGAACGCCACCACCAUCCAGUCCAAGGGGGACGGCUGCACUGACGUGGCGGUGAGCAAGAUCUGGGGCAAAAGCGAGAUGGGCAAGAACGGCACCAAGAUGAGACUGACCAUCAGCUCGCAGGGCAUCCGGAUGGUGCAUGUGGACGACAAGGCCAGGAGGCCGGGACACUUGUACCUACUGCACCGGAUAACCUACUGCGUCGCGGACCCGAGGCUGCCCAAGAUUUUCGCUUGGAUUUACAGGCACGAGAUGAAGCACAAGGCCGUGAUGCUGCGCUGCCACGCAGUGCUGGUGUCCAAGCCGGAGAAGGCAAAAGCCAUGGCGUUGCUUCUGUACCAGACCUCGGCCACAGCCCUGGCCGAGUUCAGAAGACUAAAACGUAGAGACGAUGCCAGGCACCAGCAGCAGCAACUCAUAGGGGAACAAACCAUCCCGCUGGUUCCCCUCAGGAAGCUGCUGAACGGACAGUGUUACUACAAACCUCCGGUGGAGCGCAGCCGGAGCGCGCCCAAGCUGGGCUCCAUCACAGAGGACUUGGUCGGGGAGGAGGAGGAGGAGAAAGCGAUGCACUUUGAAUGUGAGGACAUUCUGGACACGGACGAUGAUUGUGUUGCCAACGGCAAACGGGAGUUGACUCAGAUUAUUAAUGACUUGGGAGAAAUGAGCAUAGGGAACGAUGUGCAGACACUGAAAGCUGACCUCAGAGUCACCAGGCUUCUCUCUGGAGAGAGCACGGGGAGUGAAUCCUCCAUAGAGAGCAACCAGGAGCCCCCUCCGCUCACUAAUGGGUUUGAGGAGGUAAAGGUGCAGGAAAUUGCCUGAAUAAUUUUAGGCAUUUCUGGGCUCCUCUGACGCGUUGUUUUGUUGAGCCACGAUGUCUCCACAAGAAACAUUUCCUCUGUCGUCAACCAGAGUGUUUGUCUAAUCUGUGCCUCCACGACUAAUUGAGAAGAUCCAGAAAAGAUCCUCUGAGGUUCUGGGGACAAUUACCGCACACGGACACGCAAUUAGGCAACUGAAUGAUAUUAUAAGAUUGUGUAAACACAGAAAAAUGGAAAAACAAGUGCAUGCCCGUUUGAGAGAUGACUGGUUGAACCGACAAAAUCCCAGUGCGCCUCAGGACGCACGGCACUAAUUCCAUCUCUUUUAUUUAAGAGGAUUUGUUGUAGCCUCAAGCUUGUUUACCUAACGUUUUUUUCUUGGCAUUUUUCUGUUGAAAAAUGUUCAUUAUGAUAAUGUUUUAAAAGUUGUUUUUAAAGCACGUUUUGUUUCGUUUUGUUUUUUUUCCCCUAAGUGGUUCAGUGGGUCUAAACAGGCAUCCUUAAUUUCCCUGUCAGGGUGCUAUUGUAACAGCCUGUUCAUUUACUUUUUAUUUUGCACUGUUGUGGAUGUCAUUCAAGUAUUAUGUUGACUACAUGUAUAUAAUAUGUUUGUUGGUAUGUUGUCUGAAACAUAAAUGUCAUAUCUUUGCUGUGCAAAAGAAAAAAAAACACUUCUACGUAUUAUGAUGUAAAAUAAGAUGUUUUAAGUAUAAA
Molecule: messenger RNA, 1914 nt
Organism: Toxotes jaculatrix (banded archerfish)
Lineage: Eukaryota; Metazoa; Chordata; Actinopteri; Toxotidae
Gene: fam43a
Product: family with sequence similarity 43 member A
Exons: 2
Coding region: 131-1201 (356 amino acids)
Source: RefSeq, a predicted model, not a curated record